This is a messenger RNA of Lotus japonicus, 729 nucleotides long. RefSeq lists its product as uncharacterized. The record is from RefSeq and is a predicted model, not a curated record. The coding region runs from base 1 to 729 and encodes 242 amino acids. Gene Ontology annotation, molecular function: zinc ion binding; nucleic acid binding. Lineage: Eukaryota; Viridiplantae; Streptophyta; Magnoliopsida; Fabales; Fabaceae. The transcript has a single exon.
AUGAAGAUGGAGUAUGUGGAUGAGAAUAAAACCUUUCCCAUGUUCUCCCUGGAGCCUAACAAGUACAAGAUUUGCAAACCAUGGGAGGAUUGCUUGGUGGUGAAGCUUCUAGGGAAGAAUAUUGGGUAUAAUGCUCUCUGUGAAAAGCUGAGAGUAAUGUGGAAGCUGACGGGAGGCUAUGAGAUACGGGAUGUGCAUCAUGGCUAUUUUCUUGUUAAGUUUGAUCAGCCGGAGGACAAAGCGAGGGCUAUAUUAAGAGCUCUGUGGCUAAUAUACGACCACUACUUGGCGGUGAAGCCAUGGACGCUGGAUUUUGUGGAAGCUAAUUCAAAGAUUAGCACAACUAUGGUCUGGAUACGGAUACCAUAUAUAUGUUUCCAGUUUUAUGAUAAGAACAUCCUUCUCACGUUGGCGUCAGCAGUUGGUACGCCGAUCAAAAUUCACAUGAACACGAAUGAUAUGCAACGCGGGAGGUACGCACACAUCUGCGUGGAGAUUGAUCUGACCAAGCCUGUUCAGGGAGUGAUUGGGUUGGAAGGGACAUGGUACAACAUUGAGUAUGAGGUUCUGCAUCUUCUGUGCCGGAAGUGCGGGUCUUAUGGCCAUCUUGCUCGCAAUUGCGUGGUGGUAACUAGUGCAGAGAGCUCGGAACGAAGCAAUAACUCAGUUCAGGGCACGAUUCCAGUGGAAAGCAACACGAAUCGCAGUGUUGCGGCUGCGCCGACGUAG